AGAACCCCUAGAUGCUGGCCAAGCCACGCACCGUCGAACACGACCUACGGGUGGAGAACGUGUGUGUCUCAACACCUCUCAACUGUUAACAGCAAUGUAGGACAUUGUACAAGACAGGAGCGUUAAAAAGAUCUGAAUUUGAAUUGGGGCUCGGUUCAAAACCAGCCUUCCCUUAAACCUAGAGAUGGCAAACGAUGGACGAUUAAUGGUGGAGGUAGGACCAUAGGAAGGUAGACAUCAAGAAUGGACCUGGUGGGAAAAGGGAACACUUGUGCAAGCCAGACGGAGCUGUCUAUUGCAGAGGUUCUGCACACUGACACUUCUAUGCACACCCUAGUUGUCCUGGUUACUUUCCGGAUACCAGUGCCUACUUGAUUACCAAGAUCGGUUUAUAUGGGGGAAAAUCGUCCGGUGCCAAUUAAGCAGUGACCCACUUGAUGAAGAUUUCUACAAUAUCCUCGGGAUACUAGACCAAGAUGGUCGUCUUGUGUGAGAUUCUGUUAUCAAGUCCUCCACUUCAGCUUAAUAUUGCCCGACUACCGGUACGGGAACUUGUGUGCGUGUCACGGACUUCGGAAGUUGAAUGCAAGGUCCUUCCGUUGUGUUGAAAAUCUACAGAAAAGAUUUAAAAGAAACAGUGAAACAUGGCACAGACCCUGGCAACUCAAGACAGUGUAGUUGCCUCUACUGGUAUGGGUCCAAGAUUAGACCUCUCCCAGCCUCGUUGGGACCAGACUACCUUUGUGGGCAGGUUGAAACACUUCUUCAAUGUCACCGAUCCAAGAACAGUGAUUUGCAGUGACAAACAACUGUAUGCUGCAAGGGACUUGAUCAAUGACUACAAGGUGGGUCUAGAACCCCCAGGUACAACAGAGGAACAGCUUUGGUACGCUCAGAAGCUGUACAUGUCGGCUUUUCACCCAGACUCUGGGGAGAAGAUGAAUCUUAUAGGCAAGAUGUCCUUUCAAGUACCAGGUGGUAUGGCCAUCACAGGAGCGAUGCUACAAUGGUACAAAACAAUGCCUGCUGUGGUAUUUUGGCAGUGGAUUAACCAGUCAUUCAACGCACUUGUCAACUACACCAAUAGGAACGCAGCCUCAUCCAUUACCAACCGGGAAAUUGGCUUGGCGUAUGUCACAGCAACAAGUAGUGCCUUGGUGACUGCGCUUAGUCUCAACUCACUCACAAAGAAAUCCCCACCCCUCAUAGCCCGAUAUGUCCCCUUUGCUGCCGUAGCAGCAGCCAACUGUGUCAAUAUUCCUAUGAUGCGGCAGAAGGAAAUUGUUUCUGGGAUUGUGGUCUGUGAUGAGAAAGGCAGAGAACUUGGCAAAUCAAAAAAAGCAGCAAGGAAAGGCAUAACACAGGUCGUCACAUCUCGGAUCAUCAUGGCAGCUCCUGGAAUGUGUGUGCUCCCUGUGAUCAUGGAAAGACUGCUCAGAUAUCCCUGGUUCAGAAGAGUCUCAGUUCUACACGGACCAUUCCAAGUGAUGGCUGUUGGCUGCUUUUUGCUCUUUAUGACGCCAACAGCCUGUGCUCUCUUUCCUCAGCGAUGUUCCAUGGCAGUCAGUAAUCUUGAGCCAGAUCUUCAAGCAUCAAUCAGAGCAGAAUAUGGAGAUGCAAUCCAGAGAGUUUACUUCAAUAAAGGAUUGUAACAUGAAGUCGUCAUUUAGUUCAGUCAUUCCAGUAUUUGAAAAUGUUGCAUAAUAUGCUUCCUACUGAAAGCUUUAUCAUUUAAUUUUGAUACGAGGACUUGGCUCAUGCGCACAAAUACAUUGUCAGCAAUGAAAUUGAAAGUUGAACGUAGUAUUGAUGGACACUUCAGUACCAUAGCUGCUGUACACUCAUUCAAGGCUGCGUUUUUGUCAUGCACAAAUGCAACAUGGUUGUACACAUUCAACUGAAAAAUUUAAUUUGCAUACUUUUUUCAUCAUACAUGUAUGUAGGAACUAAGGCAAUGUGUUUUUCGCUACCUUUCCUCAUUUGCCCAGCUUCAGUGUACCUCUCUGUUGGAAACUGCACAGUGGUAUCCACAAACCAAAGAUUUUGGCACUGGCUAAUUUUUGAAGUGCUCUUAUUGGACAAUUUGUGUGUGUUGACUUCUGGGAGAGAUCACAGCCUGUGUACAUAUUGACCAAAUAGCAAUCAACAAAUGCUUUUCUUGUCAAUCUGUUGUUUGUGUCUGUCAUGUUUCACUUACCCAUAAUGCAUUCUGUUAGAAGAUUCUUGAACGUCUCGUACAGUCUUGGUACAAGUAGUCAGCAGGUGUAGACUAAUUGGAUGGCUGAUUGGAUGGAUGAUACUAAGAAUAGUUAAAGAUAGGGAAAACGUUGGUUUGAGCAUGGAGGAAGGACACAGAAGGAGUUACAACUCUGGCACAUCAAAGUGCUCAAUGAUCAUCGCCGCCCAG
Messenger RNA from Acanthaster planci (crown-of-thorns starfish), 2407 nucleotides. It is a transcript of the gene sfxn2, whose product is annotated as sideroflexin 2. Gene Ontology annotation, molecular function: monoatomic ion transmembrane transporter activity. Gene Ontology annotation, cellular component: mitochondrial inner membrane. Gene Ontology annotation, biological process: serine import into mitochondrion; monoatomic ion transport. The record is from RefSeq and is a predicted model, not a curated record. NCBI's taxonomy places the organism in Eukaryota, Metazoa, Echinodermata, Asteroidea, Valvatida, Acanthasteridae.